CUUAUUAUAUAGUUAGAGUUUUAAAACCUGCUACUUAUGGCAAAGUACUGCAAUGUUGUGCUUAUUCUUGCUCUAGCAGUGGUGGUUCAAGCUACUGCAAGGAACGUGCCUAACGACGCUGCCGGUCUCAAUGACCAAAAGAACUUCCUCACAUACGGUGGUGUUGGCGGCUACUCUGGCAUUGGAGCGAACGGCAUGCCAAUUGGUGGUGUAGGGAGUGCCGGUGGCAUCACUGGCCUUGACAGUACAGGUCCAAUUAUUGGCGGCGUAGCAGGCGUUGGAUAUGGAGGUGGUGCUGGAGCCGGAGUUGGAGGUGAUGCCGGUGCUGGCAUUCCAAGUACGCCUGGUGUCAUCCAUUUUCCUUGAACUUUGCUGGGGGUUUAAAUUUCAAAGCUGCUAGUUUAUCUUUUGCUCUAGAGUGUGUGUCAUGAUUAAGGUUGUA
Molecule: messenger RNA, 442 nt
Organism: Hibiscus syriacus
Lineage: Eukaryota; Viridiplantae; Streptophyta; Magnoliopsida; Malvales; Malvaceae
Product: glycine-rich protein 5-like
Exons: 2
Coding region: 37-366 (109 amino acids)
Source: RefSeq, a predicted model, not a curated record